Messenger RNA from Varroa destructor (honeybee mite), 3245 nucleotides. It is a transcript of the gene LSm1, whose product is annotated as U6 snRNA-associated Sm-like protein LSm1. Gene Ontology annotation, molecular function: mRNA binding. Gene Ontology annotation, biological process: deadenylation-dependent decapping of nuclear-transcribed mRNA. NCBI's taxonomy places the organism in Eukaryota, Metazoa, Arthropoda, Arachnida, Mesostigmata, Varroidae. Gene Ontology annotation, cellular component: Lsm1-7-Pat1 complex; P-body. The record is from RefSeq and is a predicted model, not a curated record.
GUUCGAAGUAAACGGAACGCUUUAGAGACUCUAGAAGUGUUUAAAUCCAAAAUAAAUAUCUGCAUUUUCAUUGUCGAGAUACACAAUUCAUAACCAUCAUGAACUCAUCGGGUGCUGGUCCCUCGGCAGCUGACAACAUAUAUUUUCCUGGGACAGUUUCGUUACUGCAGGAUCUCGAUAAGAAGCUGAUGGUUCUCCUCCGUGAUGGUCGAGUACUUAUUGGAAUACUAAGAUCGAUUGACCAAUUCGCAAACCUCGUUUUGCACCGAACUAUUGAGCGCAUUCACGUAGGCAAGAAAUAUGGCGAUAUCCCUAGAGGUGUGUUUAUUGUUCGCGGCGAGAACGUAGUGUUACUGGGCGAAUUCGAUGAAUCUCGGGAAUGUAUGGCUGGCUUACAAGAAGUUGGUGUCAACGAAAUCCUUGAAAUUCAACGAGAAGAUACCCGCAUAAGGCGUGAGACCGAAGAUCGACGCACAAGGGCCCUCCGGGAACGUGGCCUUCUUCAGUACUCGCUCGUUGAGUCUGCCCACAAUGAAGACUUUUAGGAAGAGAAAAAAAAUCGUCUUGAUUUAACGACGAAUAUAUUCAUUAUAUUGUUAGCAAUUAUCAUUUGUUAGAUUGUGUUUGAAACGCAAAUUCAUUAAGGACACAAUGGCUAUUGUCAUAUAAUCGAGUGUUGCAGAGAAUCAACGAAACGUGCGUAUUUAUUUAUCCAGCUGCCGGCACGCCUCGACGUGUCAGAUCGGCUGUAUUUUUUUUGGGUAUAUUGUUGUAGAUGAUCAAAGAUUGUUGAUCUAUGCGUUCCAAUUAAACAGGCGCCUGUAACAUAUUGAUUACAACACAAUCAUGAAGCUAGCUACGGAUGCUGCUGCUGGUAGAAUAGGCCUGUCGCUUGGAGAAACUAAGGAAAGCUUUCAUUGUAAAACGGAAAGUUCAAAAUAAGGUUUUGUUGGUUGUGGACUUGGGCGAAUAAAGUAAGUGACAAUUUGGUGCGAUGACAAUGUUUGUGAGAGCAAGUUCUAUACCACAUAUAAAACUGUGGUGACAACGAUGAUGCUUGUAAUGUUCUUCUCAUUGAAGAUUCGUAGUUAUUUUUUAAUGUAAACAAAUGACCGCGUACAUGCGACGUAAUACAACAGCUACGAUGUACAUACAACUAUAAAUGACAUUAGUUUCACUUACACAUAAAUAAUAAGCGGAAACUAAAUCAACUAUAAAAGGCAAUGAAAUAAAUAAAAAAAAAAAAAAAAAAAUUAACAUAAAAGGCAUUGAGCAAUAAUGAGACGGGAAGAUAUUCGUGUAUUAUAGCCAGUAUGGGCGCAAAUGGAGCGGUAGGCAUUUUUGAAAGACUACCCAAGAGUAGUAUUCUGUAAAGAAGGAAAAAGCAUUUUCCUAUCUGAUAAGGCAUCCCUGGGAAAUAGCGAUACUCUGACAUGUCUAUUUUAGCAAAAACGAGCCUUUAUCGCGAGCCAAUAGUUAUAUCUGACCGUUAUUAUUUUCAAAAGUCACUAUUCUUUUGAAUCGGUAGUUUAACUGCUAACUUUUUUUUUUUUUUUUUUUAUUAUCUUUAAACCCAUUUCAACUAUGAGCACGACAAGUUUCCUCAAUGCAUUCUCAAGAAAAAAAAACAUAGAUCUUUAACUUGAACAUUUUGUAAAUCCUGUACGUCCUUUUAGGGGCCGAUGGGAGCAACGCGUUUAUGACAGUGUAGUGAAAACAUUUUUUCUGUUGCAGCGGCAAUAGGCCAUGAUAACGAUAAAGUUAUUUGAAAUACUACAUAGUGGCAACAAUCAUAUAUUGCUACAGCGAAAGUAAAACUUCCUUCAUUCUCGUCAUCCUUUGAUCGCAAUGUUGUUUAUAACAAUUAUUGCAAGAGGGUGUUCCGAAUCGUAAAUACGAAGCAAUUCAGUGAACGUUUUCGGCAUACUUUCAAGUAACUUAAAUUUUAUCACAAAUGCAGCAAAGUUUUCUGAACUAUUUAAAGCUUAACUUAUACUCUAAAAUGACUAUCCAGCGCUGAGAACGUCCUUUAAAACAACCUAGUUUCAUCGUGUUUCGUCUUCAUUUCGCAUUUUUAAUCCAAGACUGUAAGCCAUGUAUGUGUAGACGGCUAGUGUUUCUUUUAGUUGUCAACGAGACAUGAUUGGGUGGCGCGGUGACUAAAAAAUUGCAAAAAUAAUAAUGGGCCCAUAGUCACUCUGCCGCAUUUGAAUAGUUGGUCGUCUGGCCCCAGCUCCUCUUAGCAUAAUAAUACAAGCAGUAAUUUAGCAAUAAUUUUGCUUGAAAAAACUGGAAAUUAAUUGAGCGGUAAGAGUCGCGAUCUUAAAAGCGAAAUUGUGCUCCUCUGUCGAGGUCAUUUCAAUUUAUCCAUCCAAGCAGACGAUAGAUGUCAUGUUUGACGGGUCCAAAAACCUACUGGGCCAAAAUUAUUUUGUAAAACUUGUUUCAUUCCGCUUUCAAAUGCUGAACACCUUCUUCUAACUAACGCAAUUUAGCCAAAAUAAAGAAAAUCGUUUUGGCAUCAAGCUGAGUGUAUUUCGAUUUAUAGCACUGAAUGGAUAUGAAAAAUCAAAUGCAUUUAAGGAUUAUUUAUUUUUGGACACAACGAGGCUUAAGUCUGAGCCCGAAAAACGGCGAUUGCCAAUUAGGUUACUGCCACAUCAUUUCUAAGAGUACCCUCUUUAUAGUUUACCGAAACACGCCUCUCAACUCGUAAAUCUUCGGGCAAGAAAGUCUCUGGGUUCCCGUAUCGAUACAACUACCUCCUUGAUUUUGAAGCAGAACACACUGUGCUUUGUGUCCACUAAAAUACAGGUUUACAGAGAAAGCAAAAGCAAAUUCACAGCAGGAACAUGGAAAGGACACGAUCGAUAUCUCGAAUUUUUAAUAUCUUCUGUAAAUGUAACGGUGUCAUUUGUUGUCUUCUAACUUCUGAAAAUUAUCCGCUAUUAAAUCCGGAUUAGCGACAAGUCAACAUCUGGGCCACUUGAUCAAGAGGUUGUAUCCAAACGGCGUUUUAGUUUUCAUCAAAGUAUUUUACAAUGCUUCCGCACGACCUCAAGUUGUCUCUCAUUGUAUAUAUUGGUAAACCUUUGGCACUGUUAUAUAAACUAACCCAGUAAUAGCAGGUGUUGAAAUCUGGGUGCGCGAUUAUAAUGAUUUCCUAAUCGAUUUAAAAUGCUGAACUCAGGCGAACAUGCAUGCGAGUGAAAUAAACUAAUUACAUCGGCAGCCUUCAUUUUAAG